Molecule: messenger RNA, 2291 nt
Organism: Gossypium raimondii (Peruvian cotton)
Lineage: Eukaryota; Viridiplantae; Streptophyta; Magnoliopsida; Malvales; Malvaceae
Product: 30S ribosomal protein S11, chloroplastic
Exons: 1
Coding region: 1757-2173 (138 amino acids)
Biological process (GO): translation; maturation of SSU-rRNA from tricistronic rRNA transcript (SSU-rRNA, 5.8S rRNA, LSU-rRNA); ribosomal small subunit assembly
Cellular component (GO): mitochondrial small ribosomal subunit; ribosome
Molecular function (GO): structural constituent of ribosome; small ribosomal subunit rRNA binding; mRNA 5'-UTR binding
Source: RefSeq, a predicted model, not a curated record
GAAUAUAGAACCAAAGGAAAGAAGUCUUGUCUUGGGAAUAAAAAAACAAUUGCGAGUUUCCUUUUUUUUUGACAAACAAUAUUUCUUUUUUUCUUCGUCCUUUGUUACAUUGAAAAAAGAGAUUAAAAAAAUGAUUCAACCUCAGACCCAUUUGAAUGUAGCAGAUAACAGCGGGGCCGAGAAUUGAUGUAUUCGAGUCAUAGGAGCUAGUAAUCGCCGAUAUGCUCAUAUUGGUGACGUUAUUGUUGCUGUGAUCAAGGAAGCAGUACCAAAUACACCUCUAGAAAGAUCAGAAGUGAUCAGAGCUGUAAUUGUACGUACUCGUAAAGAACUCAAACGCGACAACGGGAUGAUAAUACGAUAUGAUGACAAUGCUGCCGUUGUCAUUGAUCAAGAAGGAAAUCCAAAAGGAACUCGAAUUUUUGGUGCGAUCGCCCGGGAAUUGAGACAGUUAAAUUUCACUAAAAUAGUUUCAUUAGCUCCCGAGGUAUUAUAAGACGAGACCCAAGUAUAGUUAGAGUAUUUAGAGUAUUUAAAUGGCAUAGAUUAAUUAGUAGAUUGUGUCUCACGUAUAUACCUUUACUAAGUAAAAAAAAAAAAAGACCACGUUGGUUAUAUCAAAAUUCAGGAGCAACAAAAAUUUUAGUUUACCAUGGGUAAGGACACUAUUGCUGACAUAAUAACCUCUAUACGAAAUGCUGAUAUGAAUAGAAAAGGAACGAUUCAAAUAGGAUCUACUAACAUCACUGAAAACAUUGUUAAAAUACUUUUACGAGAAGGUUUUAUCGAUAACGUAAGGAAACAUCGGGAACGCAACAAAUAUUUUUUGGUUUUAACCCUACGACAUAGAAGGAAUAGAAAAGGACCACAUAGAACUAUUUUAAAUUUACGACGGAUCAGUCGACCAGGUCUACGAAUCUAUUCUAACUAUCAACAAAUUCCUAGGAUUUUAGGCGGGAUGGGGAUUGUAAUUCUUUCUACUUCUCGGGGUAUAAUGACAGACCGGGAGGCUCGACUAGAAGGAAUCGGUGGAGAAAUUUUGUGUUAUAUAUGGUAAUCUGUCCGGUAUACGAAUUGUAUCCGAAACUCUCCAUUUGUGCAAAAAAAAAGAAAAAAGCACGGGUUGUCUAAUAGAACUCCUCCUGCCCUACGGUAGUUGAUACGUCAAGGAAGUUUUACCUGGAAUAAAAGAACAAAAAAAUGGAUUCAUGAAGGUUUAAUUAGUAAAUCACUCCCACUCCGGAUUCCUUUAGAUAAUGAAGAACUGAUUUUAGGUUAUGUUUCGGGAGAGUUUUACCAACGUGGGAUAGAGUCAACAAAAGUGAAGUAAGUGCUUAUGAUUCAACCAGGGGGGCGUAUAAUUUAUAGACUUCGCAACAAGGAUUCGAACGAUUAGGUAGUUUUUUCAACUUCAAGAUUCCUUUUGGGGAUCAAUUCAAAUUUCAAGAAACUUAUUUUCUUCCAAUAAGCGAAUUCGGAAAAAUUUAAGGAAUAACAACUAUGAAAAUAAGGGCUUCCGUUCGUAAAAUUUGUGAAAAAUGUCGCCUAAUCCGUAGGAGGGGACGAAUUAUCGUAAUUUGUUUUAACCCGAGACAUAAACAAAGACAAGGAUAAUCUUUCUAUUCCAAAAAGAACUCCUGAAAGAAAAGAAACUAAUCUUAAAGAAAGCGAUAAACAAAUAAAAAUAGAAGAUCUGUUUUGACAUGAAAUGGAUAUAUCCAUAUAUCUCUGACUUAUCUUUAUGAAAUGAUAAAAUAUGGCAAAACCUAUACCAAAAGUUGGUUCACGUAGGAAUGGGCGCAGUAGUGCACGGAAAAGUGCACGUAGAAUACCAAAAGGAGUUAUUCAUGUUCAAGCAAGUUUCAACAAUACCAUUGUUACUGUUACAGAUGUACGGGGUCGGGUAAUCUCUUGGUCCUCCGCCGGCACUUGUGGAUUCAAGGGUACAAGAAGGGGGACCCCUUUUGCUGCUCAAACCGCAGCGGGAAAUGCUAUUCGAGCAGUAGUAGACCAAGGUAUGCAACGAGCAGAAGUUAUGAUAAAGGGUCCUGGUCUCGGAAGAGAUGCAGCAUUACGAGCUAUUCGUAGAAGUGGUAUACUAUUAAGUUUCGUACGGGAUGUAACCCCUAUGCCACAUAAUGGCUGUAGACCCCCUAAAAAAAGACGUGUGUAGAAACUAAAGAGAUUUCAAGAGAAAUAAAUGAUUCAAUGAUCUGAUCAAAUAAAAUAAUAUUACUAUGGUUCGAGAGAAAGUAAAAGUCUCUACUUCGACUCGGACACGACAGUGGAAG